Melopsittacus undulatus (budgerigar) is the source of this 660-nucleotide messenger RNA. RefSeq names its product caltractin. Gene Ontology annotation, biological process: mitotic cell cycle; nucleotide-excision repair; centriole replication. Gene Ontology annotation, cellular component: centriole; centrosome. Gene Ontology annotation, molecular function: calcium ion binding. The record is from RefSeq and is a predicted model, not a curated record. Bases 4 to 531 code for a protein of 175 amino acids. NCBI's taxonomy places the organism in Eukaryota, Metazoa, Chordata, Aves, Psittaciformes, Psittaculidae. The transcript has 5 exons.
CGCAUGAGGGCAGCGGCCAUAGGGAUGGCUUCCAGCUUGCCGGAGCCCUCGCAGGGAAGCGCGUCCCAGGACCCCAGGCUGGAGCUCACCGAGGAGCAGAAGAGGGAUAUCCGCAAAGCUUUCGACAUAUUGGACACGGACGGCGAUGGGCGUGUGGAUGUGAAGGAGCUAAAGGUGACCAUGAGAGCACUUGGGUAUGAACCUAGAAGAGAAGAGAUCAAGAAAAUGGUAUCAGAGAUCGAUAAGGAAGGAACAGGGAAAAUCAGCUUCAGUGGCUUCUUAAGAGUGAUAACACAGAAAAUGGUUGAAAAAGAUUCCAAAGAGGAGAUUCUCAAAGUCUUCAAGCUCUUUGAUGACGAUGAAACUGGUAAAAUCUCUUUCAAAAACCUCAAACGUGUUGCCAAAGAACUGGGGGAGAAUCUCACGGAUGAGGAGCUGCAGGAAAUGAUCAAUGAAGUGGACAGAGACGAGGAUGGGCAAGUGAACGAGCAGGAAUUCCUGAGCAUCAUGAGCAAGACCAGCCUUUACUGAAACAGUUUCACUUCUGUUUUGCAUAUAUGUAUAAACAUUUAAUAGGUGCCUCACUUUUUUACAGCCUUUAUUUCUUUUCAGACCAAAAAAUGCUGGUCAGUGUUCUCGAAGUGAAUGUUCUUACACUUG